AUGGAUAAUACAGUACGUCAUGCCGCGGACGCCGAUGCCAUUAUUCAUAUGAGGUUGUUUCGUGCGCAGCGGAACUUCUACAUCUCCGGUUUCGCCCUUCUGCUUUUCCUUGUAAUCAAGCGCAUAAUGGGUCUACUCAGUCGAAGUGCUCAGCUCGAAGCCGCUAGUGAAGCAGCGAUGCGUCAAGCCGAAAGUGCUUCUAAGGCAGCAAAGACACUUAUGAAUGCAGGAGGCGACGGUGAAAUUGCUGAUCUCAAUCGCAAGAUAGAGGAGUUGGGUACUGAGCUGAAGAAGACUCAAGUUGAUCGAGACACCCUUCGUAAACAGGCGGAAUCCCUUCAAAAUGAAUACGACCGCGUUUCCGAUCUUCUUGUGAAAUAUGAGGUA
Ostertagia ostertagi is the source of this 387-nucleotide messenger RNA. NCBI's taxonomy places the organism in Eukaryota, Metazoa, Nematoda, Chromadorea, Rhabditida, Trichostrongylidae. The record is from the annotation of a GenBank genome assembly.